CUCCCUCCCAGUGUAAACAAAGAUGGCAGACUUCGAUGCCAUCCACACCAUCGAGCGGGACGAGGACGACAACGCCUCCUCGUCCCUGGAGUCCUACACGCAGAUGCCCGAGCCCGUCAUCAUCCGAGGCGCGGGCAACAUCACCGUAUUCGGGCUCAGUAAUCGUUUCUGCCGUGAUUUCCCAAGUGCCCUGACAGGAAGAUUAGCCCCGGAGGAGUUCACAGGCUCGGUGGGGCGCGUCAACACUGUGCUGAGGAAGACGCUGCCCGUGUCCGCCCGCUGGCUGCUCUGUGGCUGCUGCUUCUGCCUGUGUACCUGCGGCUGCUCCCUCUGGCCCGUCAUCUGCCUCAGUAAACGGACGAGAAAUGCCAUCGAGAAGACUUUAGAGGCAGAAAACACCAACCUAUACCACAAGCUUGGCCUUCACUGGAGACUGACCAGACAGAGAUGUGAUAACUCUUCCCUCAUGGAGUAUGUCUUGGUCAUCGAGGUCAUACCCAAGAAAGACAUACUGCGGCCGGACUGACGGAGUGGGGCAGCCUCGUCCCCUCCCCCCAGGGCUGCGGGGCGCUGACGUCGGGGCCCCCCACACACACCCCACACCCCUGCCCCCCCUCCCUCCCCCCCCUUUGGCCGGUCAGUGAGAUGUGCAACUCGGCUUUCCGACGGUCACGCGGCCCUUGAGGAAUCUGUUAGUCCAUCGGUCGUGUUUUUUUUUUAUUUUUUUUUUACUGAUUCGUGUCUCCGCGCUUCAGCAUCUGUUUGUUUGUUUGUCCAUUUGUUUGUUUGUUUCAUGUACCACCACCACCACCACCACAUGGCUUUUUUUUUUUUUUUUUUUUUUUUUUUUUACACAAUGUUUUAUUA
Molecule: messenger RNA, 867 nt
Organism: Eriocheir sinensis (Chinese mitten crab)
Lineage: Eukaryota; Metazoa; Arthropoda; Malacostraca; Decapoda; Varunidae
Product: cysteine-rich hydrophobic domain-containing protein 2-like
Exons: 4
Coding region: 23-526 (167 amino acids)
Source: RefSeq, a predicted model, not a curated record